Molecule: messenger RNA, 6487 nt
Organism: Fomitopsis serialis
Lineage: Eukaryota; Fungi; Basidiomycota; Agaricomycetes; Polyporales; Fomitopsidaceae
Product: peptidase family C50-domain-containing protein
Exons: 21
Coding region: 1-6075 (2024 amino acids)
Biological process (GO): proteolysis; meiotic chromosome separation
Cellular component (GO): mitotic spindle; mitotic spindle pole body; centrosome
Molecular function (GO): cysteine-type endopeptidase activity; protein binding
Source: RefSeq, a predicted model, not a curated record
AUGCGCACAGUCAAUACUGCAUCCCGAACUCUGUCGGACCUUUUAGCAGGCGGUCCAGCAAAGAAGAGCCAGAAAGGGAUAGGCGAUCUUAUAAGGUCGUCUUGCAGCGCUCUAAGAGCUCUCAGAGAGCUCAGUCCUGGAGACGUUGACACCGAGCGUGCAGCCUCGAGUAUUGCUGGGAAGUUGGUCUCGCUUGAGAUGGACGACGCAGCUGUACAGAUUUUGGCCGACAUGCGACCGGCGCUGAGCACACUCUGCGCACCUAACGGCCUGCCGUCCACCGAACCUCUGCCUUCUCAGCUCCCAGCUCUGCCCCUUCCAUGCCAUGACGCUCAAAUACCGGAGACGGUUAUGGUUUUGGUAGCUACAUUCCUACUCCACUCCAUGUCUGUGCUAUCCCGGCGCACGGACGACGUAGCGGCGAUGCUCACAACACUACGCGACCCCUCUAUCCCGUCCCUAUUCCUUUGGGCGCCGACCUUCAAGGUUCUGCCUUCUAAACAUCACGACUCUCUGUUCACGCGCACAUAUACAGCCAUGGCGAAGGCAGCGUCUUUGCCCGGCGUUGCAAUGCAGCAUGCCUUCGGUCUACGGAUGUACGCUCUCGAAUGCCUCGCUCAGACGCGUCCUGGGGUCAUUGUUCCUGAGACGUUCUGGGAGCAAGCUGUUAAGUGGGCACGUUUCCAUGCCGCGGAGCCCGUCGCCGGCGACGAGUCGAGGACACAGGAUAUCCUGCAGUCAGUUCAGCGUCUGGUGCUCUCAAUUAGCCAGCGUGAAGACGACUCCUCUUUCAUCGGAAGCCCAGGCUUUUCAAGGUUCUGUGAAGUGUGGGUACUGUGGGCUCAGCAGAUGGGAGAUAUCGAAGCCAUCGACAGGAUCAUACAACUUCGGCAGAACAAGGGAUUUGAAAUGGAUUCCUCCCCAGCCUCUUCGAGUACUACUUUCGCGGACUCAGUAAUCAUGCCACACGCCAUGGAUGCAGCCACGGUAUGCAUGAUGUUGUCGCAAGCAACUGCUGUGUUCGAGCGAUGGGCAGAGUGCCUCCCUCAAGACCGUGCCGCUCGUUUUGACGCGGCAGCUGCGGCUGUCAGCAACGCUCACCCGCUAAUAUGCGAGUAUGCUGACGAGACACUGCGCGCACGAGACAAAGUCCGCCGGGCUCUGGAGCGACUGAGGAGGACGGUCAUCAAAGUACUCGAGCCCACAGCCCAAGAGAACGCUGCAAAUGCAUCUCUGCCAGAAGACGCCAGGGCUGGUGCGCGCAAAAUCUUGCAGCUGAUCAGUAAGAUUUUAAUGGAGGCUGUGCGCGAGAAUAUCGAGAACGACGGCGUCACAGUGGUCGACUCCGAUCUCGCGACGCCUGCUUUGGAGACAUUACUCGUCCUUGCGCGCACCUCCUUAAUCAUCCGCAAUCCCGAUACGUACCAAGCCAAGGCGCUCGUCUUUCAGCAUGUCGUCGGUUGCGGGUCGCGCGCUGCGACCACGACGGCGGAAGUGAUCCUUGACGUGAUCCGACACCCCCACGAGAAGAGCGCGCAUGACCAGGUUGGCUGGACGUCGGCGACCACGGCUACACUCGCCAACUACACCCGCUGUGUUGCCGGCGCGUUCCAUAACGUUGCGGGGACGCUCUGCCAGGCGGACCGCCUCUCGCAUGCGGUGAGGUUCUUGAAUGAAGGAUGUGCCUUGGGAAAACUAGCGUUGGCGAUGCACCAGACGGCUAUGGACGAUGUGAGCGAGGUUGGUGAAGAGGAGGGUGCACGCGACAGGGAAGGGUGGAAGCAGCUCGAGGAGCAGCUGUGGCACAGAUGGGAGAUUCUGGGUGUCUGUCAGGCAAAGACAGGUGACCGCAAGAAGCGAUCAAGGUCUCCCGUGGAUCUGAGCUCUGUAUGCGACAGUCUCGGGACCUCUACCGCAUCUGCUAUUUUCGAGAUAUCUCCGUCUCUCCAGCAGCUGGGCAAGAUCUUGGACCGAGUCACGUACAUGGGUGCAUGCGAGCUCUUUUUCGAGCCCGAGGUCAUCUCCGCGAAGAGCUGGUACCCUGUUACGCCCAACGCUGGUUCCCGGUAUACGACCCACGCAAAACACAAAGCGUUCGUCGGCGCUCUGCUCGAACGGCAGGUUGCUGGACUGGAAGGGAGCAGAUGGAAGCAAGGCGUCGACCGGAUCGUGCAACAGUUGCUCCGCCACGCUCUUGCCGUCUACGAGGCAGCGCUCUUCCCCGUCAGACGCGCGAGGGUUUUCCUGCAACUACUGGAGGGCGCAUACUAUGUGACGGACGAGCGCGAUGGUGGUAAGGUCUUGGGCAUGUCUGCCGAAGACGUUGGCACUCAAGUACGGGCCCUGCUGAACUGUGAAGAUCCAGGCUGUGACGCAGGCUUUACCGAGAUCCGAACUGGGUUGCUCGCGACGCUGCAUCUAUGGCUCGCCCUGCAUGCUCACCGUUACAUGGCAGCGGAUGCCGGUUUCACGACUAUUGCUCGUCAUGCCAACGAAGCAUGUUCGAUACUGAAGAGCCUGGUACGACAAAACCCAAGAGCAUCGGGCGAUCGGCAAUCCCUUGUGAAGAUCAAGUCUCCCAAGGAGCUGCGAGUCGCCACAAAGAAGCCGGCGAAGAGAACAGUAGCCACGUCGAAGCCCCGGAGCGGAAUCCCGAGAACAACCAGAAUGACGCGAGUGCAAAUCACGGAGCCACCAGUCACUCCCAAGCCUCGUAGAGCGUUAAACGACGUCUCAUUGAAUGCUACCGUCAAGGUGUCGCAGGAGGUAUUACCUGUCAAGCCAAAAUCUUCGACAACGAUCUUCGACAAUUUGCCCGCUGCUGUUGCCCUCAUCCAGAUGGUCGCACAGUUAUCCGGCAUGCUGGGUCAUAUUUUUGUCAAAGUGCAGUUGCUCAGUCUUGCAAGAAGAUUGAGCGAGCAAAAUGCUAGCGAUACAUCCCGAGAGUACCUGGUGACCUCAAUCGAGCUUGCAUACGAAUAUUCUCAAUUGGGGCGUGCAAACAAAGCACUCUCCAUAUACUCGCACGUUCUGCAAGCUGCGGGAAAAGAAUUCGACCCAGAGAUCCGCGCACUUCUGUAUCUGCGGCACGCUGAGUCGCUUGCCGCUGCGGGACAAGUGCUACAGAGUGCUAGUGCAUAUUGUGAGGCGAUGGCCCUUGUAGAUUCUCUGUCCUCGAUGGAGGAGAAAGGCGUCACAACAUCAGAGAAGGUCCGAAUGCGAGUAAGCAUACUUGAGCGAGCGGCACUUGCAGCACGCGCAUUCGCCAUGAUUCAGCAUGCGAAGGAUGAUCCGUCGACAUCUCUUGAUGGCCUUCUUCAGUCCCUCCGACUGUGGAAUCGUGCUAUGGAGACCAUCUCAAGGCUUCGUCCAUCGCAACCCCAGAAACCGCAAUCAGAACCUGAUAAUCCCUUUGAGGUCAAGAGGGAUGACCGUGUUCCAUCGGAUCCAAGCCGACCCAAACCCCUGGAUGACAAGGCAAUGGCGGACCAACUUGCUUCUCAGAAGACAUUCCAGCGGAGACAAUUCAUGGACGGCACUGAAUGGAGGCUCGCAGAGGGUCUUCUGGUCACAAUCUUCGCCUUGGUCAGGGCCUACUACGCCCGCGGCUCUCCGAGAGAGGCAGACUACUUCAUCCAACAAGCGAGCGCACUGGCGCACUCAUUGAACGCCCCUGCCAUGAUCGGCCGCGCGUUGGCCAGGCAAGGCGAGAUCUCCUUGCGGCUCGGCCGCCUCGAGGAGGGAUUCGAGUUCUUGAUGGAAGCCGCCAAGCUGAUGAGCAACGUAUGUGGGCCCGACGCAGUCGACAUCCAUCGUCUUCGAGGCGACUACAGCUUGAGGAACGCGGAUGAGCAGACCGCACAGCAACUCUACACAGAAGCUACCGCGAUGUUGGAUGAGCUCGGGAAGAUGUUCGCUGGACUUGAUACCAACGCCGUCAGGAAAUCUCUGACAACUGCAACACGGAGAGCUUCAGCUCCAGAGAACCAAGAUGCUGAUGGUGCUCUGGCUCCGACACUGCUCGCCGCCGUUCUACGUCAACAUAUCACGCUGCUCCGUGAUUCCGGCGAGGACUAUAACGCCCUACUCCAGCGGUUCUCGACAUUGCCACCUACCUCAGAAACGACGGCGGAAGGGAGCGUUCUCACUGCGAAACUGACACUCGACGAUGUCUUCUCCCAGUUCCGGGCCGAUAUGUUCUUAAGCUCACUGGCGGAGUCAGCUAUCAUGAUCCCUAUGGGCAUCUCCAGCGACCGAGUGCUCGGUACUAACACUGUCAUGCGGGAGAUUCUGAACACCUUGUCGGCUGCAGAGCGCUCUCUGAGAUCCGACUUGAGCCUCAUCGCUCAUCGAGGGAAUGUCUCAAGCGUGCGAGACACAGCCAUUUCCCUCGCCUUGAUCAGCGCACUCCAGUCCUCUCUCGGCAAUGGCUCCGUGGAGGUCUCCCACCUAGUGGCCCGACUCAUAGAUAUGUCUACCUCAAUCACCCUGCGUCGCGAGAUGCUCGAGGCUAUCAAGCACAAGUUCAUCGACUGGGUGGACGCCAAUGAUCUGCAGCACCCACGGAUCACGCUAAACGGCACACCUAUACCGCAUGUAGAGGUGCCAAAGCCAUCAAGGCGGGGUCUGUUCCUCGACCCCGAGGAUGAGCCCGACCGUAGCACCCUUGACGACGCGAUUCCACUGAAGGACUACUGGAAAUCCAUCGCUGCUCGGUAUCAGUCCGGCUUCUUCGAUGAAUCCGGGCAGUCUGCUGCUGGCCGCCCUCCCCUGCCCAAGAACUGGUCUGUCAUCAACAUCAGCGUGACGGAGGAUAAGAACAUGCUCUUCGUAUCUCGUCAGCGAAGUGGCCGGGAACCCUUGGUGUUCUGCCUGCCGCUCCGCGGCCGGCGCGAAGACGAGGAGGACCAGCGUCUCACCUUCAGCGAUGCCAUAGGUGAGAUGAAGGAGAUCAUGAGACUGAACGAUGAGGGCACUCGAGGCGCAGCAAGCGUAAAGAAGAACGACCGGGCAGCGAGAGCUGCGUGGUGGGCCGCACGAGGCGCGCUCGAUCAGCGCCUGCAGGAUCUCUUGGGCAACAUCGAGUUCUGCUGGUUCGGCGCGUUCAAGACCGUCCUGAGCGCGCCCCACGAGCGCGUGCGGCUCGACGAUGCGCUGCUCGAGUGCUUUGCCGCGCUCCCGCCGGAUUGCAAGGACGAGGAGCUCGAGGACCUGGUCUACUUCGUGCUUGAUCUGUACCAGUUCCACGGCGUGCCCGUCGCCAUGGCUGAGGUGGACGUGGAUCAAGUCGUGGUUGAUCUGCGGAGCGCGCUCGAGGAGCACAGGGCACGCACGGAGAGCCGGAGGGUCCCCAACGUGCAGGGUAUCCCCUGGGAGAGCCUGCCCAUCCUCAGGGGGCAGAGCAUCAGUCGGAUCCCGAACAUGGACUUCUUGAUCGACAGGCUCGAGCUCGCUAGGCAACAGAGGAAACCCGGCUCGCGGACUAGUGAGCGCAUUGUGGAUCGCAUCGACGUCGAUCCGAAGAAGGCCUACUACGUGCUCAAUCCUAGCGGGGAUCUCAAGAACACGCAGGACCGGUUUGCGGACUGGGCGAAGGGUAUGCGUGCGGUGGGGUGGGACGGGAUCAUCGGGAAAGUUCCGAGCGAGCAACAGCUCGUAGACGCACUAACACGGAACGACUUGGUGAUAUAUUUCGGGCAUGGAGGCGCGGAGCAGUACAUUCGGUCCACGAAGAUCAGGCACCUGCCUCGGUGUGCUGCGACUAUGCUCUGGGGCUGCUCCUCAGGUGCGCUCAGAGACAUGGGAGACUUCGACCGGACGGGGACGCCCUAUAAUUACAUGUUGGCGGGAUGCCCCACACUUAUCGCAAAUCUUUGGGAUGUGACGGACCGCGACAUCGACAAGUUCUCGCAAGUGGUCUUCGAUGAGCUGCAAUUAACUCCCGACGGUCUGAUCCGACCACGGGCGGAUGGGAAGUCGGUCGUGGCCGCCGUUGCCCAGGCGAGAGAUUGUUGCAAACUCAAGUACUUGACGGGUGCGGCGCCCAUCGUAUACGGGAUUCCUUUCUAUCUAUAGGCAGCGUUCUACGUCGCUGCUUAUGCAAUUCACGAGCAUGCACACUACAUACCCCGCAUUUCACUACUUUUCUCGCUUGCUAACUAGAUGGGACUAUCAUAAUAUAGUUGUUCUGCGGCUCCAGCUGGACUGUGUAGUUGUGAUUUCCACCUUGGGCGCCGCCGUACAUGCUUCCAUUGUGAUGAGCUCUGCUUCCAGGACACGAACCGGCUUCUGGCAGCGCGCAAACCGGGCCAGGUGUAUGUAGUGGCCGCGGCUUGUUGGUGAAAGUGUACGUUCUUGGUCUUCGUCGCAGACUUGGAGUAACCCAGUAAGCACUAGCCCAUCAUGAUGAUCAUGUAUAGUGCCAUUAAUUGUGCGGGAUGGUUCUUGCCUGCAUGCGUCAUGCUAAAUGACGGCGGUCCGGUUUAUC